Pisolithus orientalis is the source of this 429-nucleotide messenger RNA. RefSeq lists its product as uncharacterized. The transcript has 2 exons. Gene Ontology annotation, cellular component: membrane. The annotation marks the transcript as partial. The record is from RefSeq and is a predicted model, not a curated record. Lineage: Eukaryota; Fungi; Basidiomycota; Agaricomycetes; Boletales; Pisolithaceae.
CUGCUGCACAAGAAUCCCCCACGACGACGUACGAACCCCAACCAACAGUUGGUCUGUAGGCCAUUCGGCGAAUGUGAACCUUGUCCCGCCGACGCACUGCACGAACCCUUCUGCCAACCAUUUGGCAACCGCCGCCUCAUGCACUGCUCCGCUCCUGAUCCCGAUCCCAUUCAUACAUGGUAUCCACAUCCGACAUCCACAUCACUCCCCGUCCCCAGCAAGGGCGAGACACCCGCUUGGCAAUCAUGCGGCCGCAUCCCUGCGCAAGAACGCAGAGACUUUUAUGAAUUCGUAGGGUGUAAUUUGUUCUUUGCCACGACCUCUCUGGUCAUUGCGCUCCUGCGUUCAAGACUCAUGGAAGCGCGGCAAGCACGGAGACUUGCCGUUCGAAUAGGGCUGGUGAGAGGAUCAGGAUCGGAUAUACGGUAG